ACACGGCGGGCCUCCACACUCUUUGUCGCCGGACCGCCUGGUACAGGUAAAACUGUGGUGCUGCUGCUGAUGGCCAUAGAGUGGCUGCGAUGUGGUCACCACGUCUACGUUGUCAGUACGUGGAUAGGGAGUCGUGCAGCGUGCACCAUGUUGUAUCACCUGUUGCUGCAGACAGUAAAGACACAACAGUCAGCAGGUGUAUCACCCGGUCAGCCUCACCUGCUGCAGUAUAACCUUGAUGGCGGUGACGACGUGGAGAAGGUCGUCAACGACUUGUCACAGGCGGCGAGCGGAGGGUCGUUGUACGUCAUCGCUGAUGAAGUAGGGAGUGAGUUGAGUCUUGGCUACACAAUGAGCAACUUCCAGACUUUGUGUGAGUUGCUGCUCAAACGAGUUCCUCGUCUCCAUCUGUGGGCGGCGAGUUAUUUCCAUGGAUACAAAGCCGCCGACUGGCAAGUUGAAUAUUUAACCAGACCCCUCCGCUCCCCUCCGGCCGUCGUCAGGGAAGUCGAGCAGGACGAGAGGAUCAAUAUAGAAGGUUGUGUACUGCCGUACAGUGAGCGAGGUGUGCCCGACCACACAGACGGCACGCCAGUCACACGACUGUAUCACCGAGGUCAGGGUCACUCAGGACGCUUUCCAGUUGACUGUGUGACGUGCGGUCGUGAGGUGGCCAGCUUCCUACACAGUCUCCGUGUUGGUGUUACAGGGAGAAGCACAACAACAUCUACAACAUUGACCUCUACCAGUGGCGGCACAACACCACCCUGUCUACAGUGGAGAGACGUCCUGGUGUUGUACUGGCGUGACAUUAGUGAUCAGUCGGGUGUGGUCACAGGACUGCAAGAAGCGGGUAUCCCAGUGCGAGUGAUGAAGGAUGAUGACAUCGAGGACGUGGCCACGGCUUGCAGUGACGUGGUGUGGGUGGUGGGUGAACAUCGUGUUCGUGGUCUGGAGAGAAAAGUUGUCGUCUCUCUGGAGAAUAGUGAUCUCGGUUUAUAUAGAACUAUGUAUUUAGAAAAGUAUAACCUUACCACUGUCCGACUUGAGCUCAUGUCCCGCUGUACGUCACAACUUGUGACUAUCUCACAUGACGACAAGCCUCUAGAAGGUGACACCUGUCACCUGCUGUAGUCGUGUGUCAGUCUCUUACACCAAUUGUCUUUUAGUGUUUGUCCUCUUCCACGUCAUCACAUGAU
Molecule: messenger RNA, 1199 nt
Organism: Pomacea canaliculata
Lineage: Eukaryota; Metazoa; Mollusca; Gastropoda; Architaenioglossa; Ampullariidae
Exons: 3
Coding region: 70-1134 (354 amino acids)
Source: RefSeq, a predicted model, not a curated record